Molecule: messenger RNA, 3161 nt
Organism: Hydractinia symbiolongicarpus
Lineage: Eukaryota; Metazoa; Cnidaria; Hydrozoa; Anthoathecata; Hydractiniidae
Exons: 2
Coding region: 609-1142 (177 amino acids)
Source: RefSeq, a predicted model, not a curated record
CAAUUUUUUUUAGGUUUUUUGCAAAAAAUUCAUGACAUAUAGAAAAAAAGAAUCUUUUUCCAAUGACAUAUUCUAUAUUCCAUGAAAAUAUUUGGAGCAUCCCUUUUUUCUGGAAAAAGUCUCUUGCUACAUUCUUCCAUAGUUAAUAGAAAAAACACUGGUUCGGAAGAUCAGGAAUAACCUAUUCAAUUAUGUUAUUAUUACGCAUAUUUGAAUUUAAAGGGACAUGAUAAUGCACAACUCAUUUGCCGCGCAUAAAACUUCAGUUAAAAACACACGAAUUUGUUAAAAGUUUUGUUGUUUUAUUUUGAAAAAUAUCUAUACAGUUUUAAAAUAAAUCUAAAAACCGUUAAUAAAAUAAUAUUUUACAUAAAACAUUAAAAAUUAGUUAAGAACAAAAAUAUUUACGUAUAAAUAAUGGUCUUCAAAUAAAUGUUUUACAGGUAGAAAGUUAGUGUUUAGUUAGAAUAGGAAGCCACCAUAAGAACGAAAGUUUCGAUACAGGUAACCAUGUUAUAAAAAGGUAAAGUAAUAAAUUGUUCAAAACAAUUCUGCAAAACUUAGCACACAAGAUGCCAGGUGUAAAUUGUAGUGUAUUCGGGUGACGUAUGUGUAGAAGAACAAAAGGCAUUGGUAUUUUUAGAAUUCCUGCAGAACAUGUUCAGAAAGAGUGGCGUCAACAGUGGUUGUCUGAAAUAACCAAAACUAGUGUAGUAGAUGAGAACUUUAAAAAACAAAUAGCUAAUAAUAAUGUUUAUGCAUGUGAAAAACACUUUCAUAAAGAAGACAUUGAAAUAUUUGUUGGGGCAAAGAUGACGAAGAAGAAAUUAAAACAUGGUGCUAUCCCAACAUUAAACAUGAUAGUAAGAAGUUUCAGUAAACAAGUUACCCCAAGACCACCAAGAAAGACUUUGAGUACUCCUACAAGUAUUAAACCCUAUUACAAAAACCUUAAAGAUUUAAACACACGCAUUAAAAACUUAAAAUCCUUGAAUGGUUGGGAGACAUUUUUAACUGACAAUACUACUACAUUUAAAAGGUUUACACAACCCUGGAGUGAGCCAUACUUAGAAGUGUGUAUUGAUGAUGGUUUGGGCUUCACAAUUCAAGCAUAUAAGUGGUUUUUAUCAUACUUUAUAUAAAAAUUGCAGAAGAUCACUUAAAAACAUUACUGUUUCAAAUUAUGAUUAUUCACAACUUUAAAAAAAUAUGUGCAAAAGGAGUUGAGCAUAUUUUUUGUAAACAUUAUGCAGAAUUCCCGUAAAAAAUAUGCAUAAUAAUAUUUUUUAGAUAGUUUACUUUCACUAUCGAAUUAAAAAAUAUCAAAGUUAAGGAAUAUGCAAAUGAGCUGUCUCUUGUAAACCUGACUUCUGUCUAUUACUAAUUCUGAACGCGUGCACGCAUAUUCAGCAUAAAGAAAAAGUUCGCACUUCUAUCAUCUUUCUGCAUACUCACUUCACACAUUUUCACAACACCUACGAAAAUCUUUAAAAGCAAAUAUCUCGUUAGUAAAUUUUUCGCAUACAUGCCUUUACGUUUGUGGUCUCUUUUUCCGAAAGCUACCUAUUGGCUCAAUAAAAUUUUCGGUAAUGAAAAGCUGAAUAAAUUAUCCACAAAACGUUCCCAGAUUUUUUUGGAUAAAUUACUGAUUAGCGAAUUAUGACGACAGAAAGAAAAAAAAUAUGCAUUUUUUUAAAUGAUUAUAUAUAAUUACAAAUAAUUUCAUAACGACGUUAUUAGAAAAAAACGGUAUUGGUAAACAAUGGAACUACCCAGAACCACCCAGAAUCAGCCAGAACCAGCCAGAAUCACCCAGAACCAGCCAGAAUCGCUAAAAUUGAACCAAAACGAGUCAUGCCAAUCUAUAUAAAAGGCAGGGUUAAUAUGGUCGAAAUCCAAUACAAAAAACGGCCCAAAAAAUGCUUCGUUUCCUGACCUAGAUUAGAAUAUGGCUUUGCCUCCGAUAUUCGAGGGAAGGACGCUGGGACAGAAGCUAUUGAAUUUACAACUGACAAAUCGACAACAACACAAAUUGAAUUGUAUGGAGAGAAAAAUGAAUUAUAUGGAAAAUGUGCAAGAUUCAUAGGAAAUAUCAGUAUUUUAAGUUGUUGAAUUAUAAUUAAAUAUUAUUGAAUCAAAUAAAAAGGGGGACGGACGCUUAUCAUUUAAAAUACUUUACGGUGGACUGCUGUAAGUCAGUGGUUUAUAUUAAAUGAUAUGCGUACGGCCAGUGAAAUAGAAGCAGACUUUGGCGGUGGGAAACAAUGCUGAUUGCGGUAGUAUUCAUCGAUCUAUUAUCAUGUAUCAAGCUAAGUUCAAGAUAGCUACAGCAUAUAACUAUUGUGGAUUAUUUAAACUUUCUUUUUCAGCCUAAUUUGUCAUUUUUUUGUUUUUAAUAGUAAGAACACAAAUUCUGAAUUUAGCCUCAUUUUGUUCUCAUUUAUGUAACGUAAUAUUCUCGGCACAUAAUUGUUCCUGCAUUGUUCUUAUUUUAUGAUUUGCGUUGUUCUUAGUUUUGAAAACAAUGGUUGAGUCUGAGGCUGCUCUUAUUUUGUUCUUAUUUUUUUGGCAAAAUCUGAGGGUCGUGUUCUUAUAAAACUGUUCUUAUUUUUGCGCAAAAAUCGGUGCGGCAAUGUUACGUGAAAAUUAAAAACGUGGGAGUAAAGAUGCUUCAUAUUUUGAUUAAUAAUAUUACAAGCGUAGUGCGCAAAAUUCAUAUACCAUUGCGCUGUCCGUGAAAUCAGCUUCGUCAGAUACUGGUGCAUCUUGUCCAUAUCUCGAUACUUGUCCCUACUGAGUAAACAUAUGAGUAAACUGUCUAUGUGAAUUUCCAAAUCCUACCUAAGGUGGUUUUCAAAGAGAUACUCACAAUAAAAUUUUUGCCAUAUUCUAAAAGAAUAUUGGUGACCGGAACUGGUAAUAAAGGGUAACCAGGUAUCUGUUCAGCUUCGUCCAUCAGCGGAUUUUCAAAGCUGUAAAUAAUGAUGUUUGGUACUGCUAUGUGAAACAUGUUUGCGGUAUCUUUCAAAGCGUGAUAGUUAUUGUCAUUGUCUACAAUGUAUGUUUCCGAAAGAUGUGAAACAUCCAACACUUCAUUCAGUUCUGUGGUGAUAAAUACUUCUAAUGGUCCAAAAGGUAAUUUCUUAAACUAGAAAGCAAAA